Antechinus flavipes (yellow-footed antechinus) is the source of this 1203-nucleotide messenger RNA. Its product is annotated as butyrophilin subfamily 1 member A1-like. Bases 193 to 1203 code for a protein of 336 amino acids. Gene Ontology annotation, cellular component: external side of plasma membrane. Gene Ontology annotation, molecular function: signaling receptor binding. The record is from RefSeq and is a predicted model, not a curated record. Gene Ontology annotation, biological process: regulation of cytokine production; T cell receptor signaling pathway. The transcript is spliced from 10 exons. NCBI's taxonomy places the organism in Eukaryota, Metazoa, Chordata, Mammalia, Dasyuromorphia, Dasyuridae.
AGCCAGAUCUCUGAAGAGGAGGAUUCUUUUUUACUAAAGACUAAUAGAACCUCCAAUUUCCAGCUGGGAUUGAAGGAAGCUCAGAGUUUAUCGAAUCCAAUUCCCUUUUCAUUCAGAUGAAGAAAAAGUCAGAGAAGUUAAAGGACUUGCCUAUAGUCACAGCUACAGAAACUCUGAUGGGACUAUAUUGAGAUGGAAUGCCUUUUACUUCUAGAUUUGUCCUUUGUCUUCUUGGUCCUCCUUCCCAGGCCAAUUUCGGGGAAAUUCACUGUGAUAGGACCACAACAACCAAUCAUUACCAUGGUGGGUGGAGAGGCCAUAUUCCCAUGCCACCUUUCUCCCCAGAUCGAUGCCCAAGACAUGGAUGUGAUGUGGUUUUAUGGAGAGUCUUCACAACUGGUACAUCGCUAUAAAUAUAGGCAGGAUUAUCUGAAUCAUCAGCACCCAUAUUAUAAUGGGAGGACAGAAUUUCUUCGAGAUGACAUUUCCACUGGGAGUGUGGCCUUGAAGCUUCGUCACAUUCGUCCCUCUGAUGAAGGGAAGUACCGGUGUUUAUUUAAAAAUUCUACUGCUUAUGAGGAAGCAGAAUACCAAGUAUAUGUAGCAGGCAAAGGUUCUGCUGCUCACAUACACAUUGUGAAUGAUGGAAAUAAAAGUCUUAGGCUGGUAUGCACAUCUACAGGGUGGUACCCAGAGCCUGAAGUUCAAUGGAGAAAAAACCAGGAAAAGUUAUUGCCACAAGACACUAUGAUCAAGAAGAAAGAAAAUGGACUAUUUUCUGUUGAAACAUCAAUCACAGUUUCCAUCAAUUCCACAGUGAAUGUUUCUUGUUUCAUUGGGAACCCUCUCCUCAGACAAAAGUUGGAAGCAAGUUUUUCUCUGUCAGAUGCCUUGUUUCCAAAUGACACUCCCUGGAUAGUGAUAUGGAUUGUCACUGUGGUCCUUCUCAGCAGUGUGAUUCUCAUCCUUAUUUUUGUGAUCUGGAAGUUAAAAAAAGUCAAAGGUGUGAAUAAAGAUGAGCUUGGUGUGAAUAAAGAUGAACUUGGUAUCAAAAAAGAUGACUCUGGAAUGAGAAAAAAUUCAACAGAGUUGAAAAAAGAUGCAACUGGCUUCCUUAAAGACUCUCUGGGUAUAAUAACAGUUGCCAUCAAGCCCCAAGUGUUUUUUGCCAGGGGCCCUAGAGCUGAGCCCCACCUCUUGUAA